AAGAUGUCAGCCCUAUAGCGCUUGUAAUCUUCCUCCAAAUCCCCUUUGAAAAUGUCAUGCCCCAACAAUGUGGCCGCCAACACCUUUCUGAUGGACCCGUUGGCCGCGGUUUGCAGAGGUGAGAAUUUCAGCUCCAAUCCUGGGAUGUACAUGCAGGCAGGAGCCGAGUUUGGCUGUGGGGUGCGAAACUGUGGAUUAAUUCCUGCUCUGUCCAAACGGGAUGAGGUUAAUCCUUCAAAUCUGGCUCUGACCAACUACCCUUACCUAUCUCAACUGGACGGAUGGGGCGAGCAUCCCAAAUCCUAUAGGAUCGAACAACCUGUUGCCAGGACUCUACCUUCCUGUUCUUUCCCGACCACGGUGAAAGAAGAGAACAUCUGCUGUAUUUACGGUUCGGAGAAACGAGGCAAAACGACCGGGGACGGUGCACUGUACCCGGGGCUAACGCCAGAAACUUGCCCAACCGAAAAUGAAGUCCCCGUGCCCGGAUAUUUCCGUGUGAGUCAAGGUUACUCAGUGGGCAAAUCUCCCGACUGCAGCACCACAGCUGAAUUCGACUCCGCUUUUAAUUCGGCGCCGAAUCUGCAACAGAUCGACAAGAUUCAACAACCUCCGACAAGCGUGACAGAGAGUUUUAUCAAAAGCCCCGGAAACAAAAAGGACGGCGGUGACGGGGGUGAGAAAACUCUAAAUGCGAGUAGCGCUAAGAACAAUUAUGUUGCUGCCAGAAAAGAGUUAAACAGAGAAGAUUCUAGUCGGGUUACACCCUCCAAAGAGACAGAAACAGUCACUGAAGCCUCUAAACAGCAGGAUUUGAGCUCAGAAAACUCGGACACUGAAUUCAAAGAGGAAACCAAGAGAGAAAAUGCAGCAGGAAGCUGGCUGACAGCUAAGAGCGGAAGAAAGAAGCGUUGUCCUUACACCAAACACCAAACACUGGAAUUAGAAAAAGAAUUUCUCUUCAAUAUGUACUUGACUCGCGAGCGCCGCCUUGAGAUCAGUAAGAGCAUCAACCUCACCGACAGACAAGUUAAGAUCUGGUUCCAAAACCGUAGAAUGAAGCUGAAGAAAAUGAGUAGGGAGAACCGGAUCCGAGAACUGAGUACCAAUUUUACCAUUUCAUGAAUAUAAUUAAAUUCUCUGUGGGUGAAAACAGGGGAAAUCCGAAGAGCCCAAAGACUGUUUUACAGAGAAUGUCACAUUCAAUGCCACCUUCUAUCUAUCUAUCGUUAUUGGAUAGUGUGUUCAUUGUAACAAAAAAUAGGCAUGUGGACCGAUCGCGUUGUGUGUUAUUUCAUCCAUCCUAGUAAAUGUUUAAAUUAUUAACUAGCACAAAAAUGUACAACGUUGAAAUAUUAUCUUUAUAAGACAAAACAUGACUUGCUAAAAUGUGUUGAAAAUGGACUAACGUUGGUAUUUAAGUUUUAGAAAAAGAGAGAAUCGAGGUUUUGAACUCUCCCCCACCCCACCUCCCCCCACUCUCAAAAAAAAUGAUAAUGUAAAUGUAGUUUAAACACAGGGACAACUUUUAAUUUUAAUGCCUAGUUGGUUGAGCACAGCUGUGUGAUGUGAAUGUCUGACAGAGAACGCCGAUUCCUGCCACCAGACAAUGUCUUCACUAUAUCUGACAUCUGCAGUGGAAUUUAAGACUUAAUGAAAUGGUAGGAAGAUAGUGCUCGUCAUAUCUAGAAACGAAGCAAGCUGGCAGUAAAUGAUAAAUGUUUUUUUUAAAUAUAUAUAUAUAUAUAUUGUGUGUGUGCGUGCGUGUGUGAGUAUGUGUGUGUGUGUGUGUGUGUGCGCGUGUGGUGUCUUAUGCAUGUAGUGUCGUGCUUCACAGAUCUGAAUAAAUCGAUGUGUUUAUUU
This is a messenger RNA of Callorhinchus milii (elephant shark), 1863 nucleotides long. Its product is annotated as homeobox protein Hox-C10. Lineage: Eukaryota; Metazoa; Chordata; Chondrichthyes; Chimaeriformes; Callorhinchidae. Gene Ontology annotation, molecular function: DNA-binding transcription factor activity, RNA polymerase II-specific; RNA polymerase II cis-regulatory region sequence-specific DNA binding. Gene Ontology annotation, cellular component: nucleus. Gene Ontology annotation, biological process: regulation of transcription by RNA polymerase II. The transcript is spliced from 2 exons. The coding region runs from base 52 to 1125 and encodes 357 amino acids. The record is from RefSeq and is a predicted model, not a curated record.